UACUGUGUGAGCUGUGAUUGGUCACAGCUUGUCACAUGGUACAAGGCUGUUGUGAAUAGCCUUGUACCAUAUUUCACACGUAGUAAGCAAUGAUGUCAGAAGUGACAUCUUGCUUACUACUCUGCAUGUGAUCACUGAUUAGCCAAUCGGUGAUCACAUGAUUGGGACCUCACACAGAGGUCCCGUCCGACGACCGGUGUUCCACUGUGUCUGGAGGGAGCGCGCACAGCUUGAAAAUGCGGACGCCGUUUAUGAACGGCAACCCGCCCCUGGACUGCCACCAUCCGGCUGUUUAUAAACAGUGGCCGGACGGGAAGUGGUUAA
Molecule: messenger RNA, 324 nt
Organism: Staurois parvus
Lineage: Eukaryota; Metazoa; Chordata; Amphibia; Anura; Ranidae
Source: the annotation of a GenBank genome assembly